Argentina anserina (silverweed cinquefoil) is the source of this 5667-nucleotide messenger RNA. RefSeq lists its product as uncharacterized. Lineage: Eukaryota; Viridiplantae; Streptophyta; Magnoliopsida; Rosales; Rosaceae. The record is from RefSeq and is a predicted model, not a curated record. Gene Ontology annotation, molecular function: zinc ion binding; nucleic acid binding. Gene Ontology annotation, biological process: DNA integration.
AUGGUGAACGAAUUCCUGUCUAAAUAUUUCCCAUCUUCAAGACUUACUCACAUAAGGAAACAGAUUACUGGUAUAAAGCAAGGGCUUGAUGAGUCAUUUUACAACUACUAUGAGAGAUUCAAGUCUCUUGUAGCAUCAUGUCCAGCUCUUGGAAUAAGGGAAGGUCUAUUGCUUCAAUACUUUUAUGAAGGCCUUCUACAAAUGGAAAGAGAGUUCCUUGAUUCAGCUGGUGGUGGUUCAUUUUUGGACAAGAGCAAUGUAGUGGCGAAAGAUCUUUUGGAGAUGAGAGCAAUGAACAACCAACAGUUUGGGACAUCUGCAAGUGCUACAUGGCAGGUGCAUGAGACUCACUCUAGUUCGAACUCUGCUCUAGAGGACAAGGUCGACAAGUUGUCCAAGAUGAUGAGCCAUUUCAUGAAGACUAGUAGAGUUCAAGUAUGUGGAAUAUGUACGGAUGGGCACCCUACUGAUCAGUGUCCUCAAGUUGCUUCAUGUGGAGGGUAUGAAGAAGUCAAUGCCCUUGGUUAUCAAGGAGGUCAGAGCUGCUGGGCAAGUCAGUUGAACACCGUUACGCAAACUUUGGUGGUGGGUCAACAAGCAAAUAACAAGGAUAUUGCAGAGCUGAAAAUGCAUAUGGGCCAGGUAGUGGACUUCAUGGGCCGAUUUUCUGAGCAAGGGAAGCUGCCGAGUGGUGUCAUACCAAACCCAAGGAAUGAGCAAGCCCAAGCUAUCAUGACAAGGAGUGGGCUCGAGCUUAAAGAGAGCCAAAAUGUUGUAAAGAAGGCCCAUACGGCCCAUGACCAAGAAAGUGACGAAAUUGCCUUGAAGAUUGACUUGGAGAAAGAUCCAGCUACCUCCGAGAAGGAGAUGGUGCCGUUUGCAAAGAGCAAGAAGGAUAAAUCUGAGGAGGAGGUGUUGGAAGUCUUUAGAAAGGUGGAAGUUAACCUUCCAAUGUUGGAGUGUAUCAAGCAAAUUCCAAAGUAUGCUAAAUUUCUAAAGGAGCUUUGCACUUCAAGAAGAAAGACUUGGGAUGAGAAGGUAGUGAAGAUGAAUGGGACAGUUUCAGCUGUCAUCCAAAAGACGCUACCCCCUAAGAUGAAGGACCCGGAAAGUUUCUAUGGAUGGAUGUGUGGCAAUCCCUCAUUAUUCGUGAUUGCUAACUCUGAUUUGAUCCACAGGCGAGUCUCGGACCGGAUGCCUGGCCACCACACGGGGGUUAGAAGGAAAGAUGUUGUGGAAGCAGGAACUUAUGAGUUUCAGGGAAGUCAAGGUGCUAUGGAUACUCAUGAGUGGAUAUCUCGCAUGGAGAGGGCAUUUGUUGAUGCCGGGGUUCUUUUGAACCAAAGGGUGAGCAUGGCAGUGACUUUUCUAGACAGGACUCCUUACCAUUGGUGGAGUGGUGUUAGGGUUGAGCACGGGAACGAUGGUGUGAUGACCUGGGAGCAGUUUAAGACCUAUUUCUUUGCUCAGUUCUUUGGCCAGGCUCAUCACCAUCGGUUGCAGCAGGAAUUUCUGAGUUUGAGUAAAGGUGACAGAGAGAGUGUGAUAGAGUUUGAGCUGAGGUUUACUACUAUGGCCUAUCAUCUUCCCCACCUGUUUCAGGACGAGGCAAGCAAGAUUGCGAUGUUUAUUGAGGGAUUGGGAGAAGUUUAUGCUGAUAGGAUAACCGGUAAUGUUUACCCUACUUUUCUUCAGGCAGUGACUACAGCUAUGAAUAUUGAGACUAGGUUGGCUUCAAGUGGCAGACCUCGUGAGUAUGGCGGUCCUAGCCAGGGUCAUUCUAAGAGGGCUACAUCCUCAUCAGGUUCAGGGUCCUCGGCGGGGAGUGUUGGUAGUUCUGGUUCCACAGCCCAUCCCCGGGGGAGAGGUCAUGGGAGGUUGGUUAGUGGGCUAUCGGGUAGACGCUCUUUUAGUCAUUCCCGGAACAGUACGGGAGGAUAUGGUGGAAAUGGUGGACUGUCAGCCAGGCGAUCUUUCUGCCACUCUCAAAAUAGUGGGGGAGGAUUUGUUGGUAAUAGUGGGAGUCAGUCCUUCCAGUCAGGACAGUUUCAGUCCACAGGUUGUUUUCAGUGCGGGCAGCAUGGCCAUUUAAAAAGGGAUUGCCCGCAGUUGUCUCGAGGGAUGGCACCUCCUUCUCAACAGUCUUUUGGUCAGAUGUCAGGUGGUGCAUCUAGCAGUGGUACUCGAGCCAGUUCCGCUACUAGGGGUGGUGUACAGCAGGGUCGGGGCCAGAGAGGGCGCCCUAUGACUCAUGCCAGACUGCACGCUAUGACUCGACGUGACGGUCGCACUUCACCGGAUGUCAUCAUUGGUACGUUAAUUAUUUUUGGUCAGCCUGCUUUUACUUUAAUUGAUCCUGGUGCUAUACAUUCGUUUAUGUCUAGUAGAUUUGCACUGCACGCUAAUGUGCCGUCCUCACCACUUCUGGGUGAAUGGUAUGUGGCUUUACCCUCGGGCGAGAUGAUGAAGAUUCAGUGGGUGUUUAAGGGUUGUGGGGUGUGGAUAAGUGAACAGUGUCUACUAGCGGAUCUUAUUCCAUUAGAAAUUGUGGAGUUUGAUGUAAUCCUGGGGAUGGAUUUCUUGGAAGUCCAUAGAGCGUUGGUAGAUUGUUUUCGUAAGUUGGUGGUAUUCAAUAGCCCUGGAUUGACUGAAAUCUCUUUUCAUGGGGAAAUGAGCACUAUUCCACAUUGUAUAAUCUCAGCGGUUGCUACCAGAAAACUAUUGGACAAGGGAUUUCAGGCAUUUUUAGGACAUGUUGUGAAUACUAAAGUGCAUACCCUGGAGAUAGGGGAUAUUCCCGUAGUAAGCGAUUUUGUUGAUAUUUUCCCUGAUGAGUCACCUGGUUUGCCUCCUGUAAGGGAUAUAGACUUCACGAUUGAGCUACUUCCACUAACGGCUCCCAUUUCCCAAGCACCUUACAGGAUGGCUCCUGCAGAAUUAAGGGAGUUAAAGACUCAACUACAUGAAUUAGUAGAUAAGGGAUUCAUCCCACCUAGUUUGUCGCCAUGGGGUGCCCCGGUGUUGUUCGUUAAGAAGAAGGAUGGCACCUUGAGGCUAUGUAUUGAUUAUCGGAAGUUGAAUCAUGUGACGGUGAAAAAUAGGUAUCCCUUGCCACGUAUUGAUGAUCUGUUUGACCAAUUGAGGGGAGCUACAGUUUUCUCUAAGAUUGAUUUGUGGUCAGGGUACCAUCAGUUGCGCAUUAGGGAUUCAGACAUAGCCAAAACUGCUUUUCGGUCCCGUUACAGACAUUAUGAGUUUGUGGUGAUGCCGUUUGGUUUGACCAAUGCACUUGCUGCUUUCAUGGAUCUUAUGAAUCGGGUGUUUCGGUCCUAUCUUGACCGUUUUGUGAUCGUGUUCAUCGAUGAUAUUUUGGUCUAUUCGAAGAGUUUAAAAUUGCAUGCCAAACACUUAAGGUUAGUCCUUCAAACCUUGAGGGAUGCGCAACUCUAUGCAAAAUUUAGCAAGUGUGAAUUUUGGCUUGAGAGUGUGGGAUUUUUGGGUCAUAUUGUGUCAGCUAGCGGGAUUAGUGUGGAUCCCCAUAAGGUGGAAGCAGUUUCCAAGUGGGAAAGACCUACUAGUGUGAUUGAGAUCCGGAGUUUCUUGGGUUUGGCAGGCUAUUAUCGGCGUUUUGUUCAAGAUUUUUCCAGGAUAGCGGGUCCUCUCACCAAAUUGACCCGAAAGGGGCUGAAGUUUGUUUGGUCUGACGAAUGUGAGCAAAGUUUUCAAGAACUGAAAAAUCGUUUAACUUGUGCUCCUGUCUUAGCAUUACCUGAUGAUAGUGGCGAGUAUGUGAUCUUCAGUGAUGCUUUUAGACAAGGAUUGGGAUGUGUGCUGAUGCAACAUGGUAACGUAAUUGCUUACGCUUCCCGACAGUUGAAAUCUCAUGACUUGGAACUUGCUGCAGUGGUGUUAUCACUCAAGUUGUGGAGACACUAUCUUUAUGGGGCAAAGUGUCAAAUAUUUACUAAUCACAAGAGUCUCUGGUAUGUGUUCACCCAAAAACAAUUAAAUUUGAGGCAAAGGAGGUGGAUGGAGCUGAUUAAAGAUUAUGACUGUACUAUUGAGUACCAUCCAGGGAAGGCUAAUGUUGUGGCGGAUGCUCUUAGCCGCAAGCCAUCAGCUAACUUGUCACAUUUGAGGAUGGUUCGGGUUCCUCUUCUAUUUGAGUUACGGGCUACUGGUGUUGACUUGUCUGUUUACGACGUAAGAGCUUUGAUAGCUAGUUUCCACGUAAGGCCAGUGUUGAUUGACAAGGUACGGGAAGCACAACUCCAGGAUCCCUCUAUUUGCCGGUUGAGAGAGCGAGUAUUGGGUGGUUUGCAAGGAAAUUUCUGGGUUAGGAAGGAUGGGACAUUAAUGUUUCAAAAUAGGUUGUGUGUACCUAAAAGAAAUGAAGGGCUUAAGCAGGAGAGUUUAGAGGAAGGUCACAGUUAUGCUUAUGCCAUGCAUCCAGGAAAUACGAAGAUGUACCGAACCCUUAAGGAGCAUUAUUGGUGGCCUAAUAUGAAGAGAGAGAUUGUAGCUUAUGUGAGUAGGUGCCUGAUUUGUCAACAAGUGAAGGCUGAGAGACAGAACCCAGCAGGGUUGCUACAGCCUUUGGAAAUUCCGGUGUGGAAGUGGGAUCACAUCACCAUGGACUUUGUCUUUGGGCUACCCCGUACGCGGAGUGGACAUGAUGGCAUUUGGGUGAUUGUGGAUAGACUCACUAAGUCCGCACACUUUUUGCCGGUGAAUAAGAAAUCCAACUUAGAGAAAUUGGUGGGUUUGUAUGUGGAUGAGAUUGUACGACUUCAUGGUGUGCCUGAAUCCAUUGUAUCUGAUCGAGACCCACGUUUUGCUUCCAGAUUUUGGAGAGGAUUAAAAACAGCAUUGGGAACUCAACUGAAAUUCGGCACGGCUUUUCAUCCUCAAACUCAUGGACAGUCAGAAAGGACCAUUCAGACCCUAGAAGAUAUGUUGAGAUCUUGUGCAAUGCAGUUCGGGGCUUGGGAUGAGAAGCUAUUAUUGAUGGAAUUUUCUUACAACAAUAGUUAUCAUUCGAGUAUUGGAAUGGCCCCUUAUGAAGCCUUAUAUGGGAGGCAGUGUCGCACGCCUUUAUGUUGGAAUGAAGUGGGAGAAAGAGAGUUUGAUGGACCAGAUGUUAUUUUUAAUACAAAUGUGGAUAUCACAGUGAUACGAGAUAGACUAAAGACAGCACAAAGCAGAUAGAAGAGUUAUGCAGAUAACCGUAGGAGAGAUUUGGAGUUCAAAGUAGGCAACCGAUUCCUGAAGCUUUCACCUUGGAAAGGUGUGGUUCGAUUUGGAAAGCGUGGGAAGUUGAGCCCAAGAUACAUCGGUCCUUAUGUGGUCAUGGAGCAGGUAGGCCUAGUGGCUUACCGAUUAGACCUACCUCCUGAGUUAUCUAGAAUUCAUGAUGUGUUUCAUGUGCCUAUGAUGCGGAGGUAUGUUGCAGACCCUUCUCAUGUAUUGCAAGAAUAACCCGUUAGUCUGAAGAAGGACUUGACUUAUGUGGAAGAACCAAUCCAAAUUCUUGAUCGGAAGGAGCAAGUGUUGAGAAAUAAGACCAUUCCGUUGGUUAAGGUCUUGUGGACGAGUCACAAAUUGGAAGAGGCUACUUGGGAGCCGGAGCAUCAAUUCAGGCAAUAGUACCCCCAUCUAUUUCAAUAG